Messenger RNA from Nymphalis io (European peacock), 5575 nucleotides. Its product is annotated as ras GTPase-activating-like protein IQGAP1. Gene Ontology annotation, cellular component: cytoplasm. Gene Ontology annotation, biological process: regulation of actin cytoskeleton organization; regulation of GTPase activity. Lineage: Eukaryota; Metazoa; Arthropoda; Insecta; Lepidoptera; Nymphalidae. The record is from RefSeq and is a predicted model, not a curated record. The transcript has 14 exons. Bases 62 to 4978 code for a protein of 1638 amino acids. Gene Ontology annotation, molecular function: actin filament binding; calmodulin binding; GTPase activator activity.
AAAAACUUCAGACGUUAAUAGCAAAUAAUAUUUCUUCUCGAGAUUUCUUUUAAUCUCAAUAAUGGGAAAGGAAACUAAAGAAAUACUAAUUGGUAAAAUUGAUGACUGUGAUGACGAUGUUCGUAAAACCGCCCAGGAAAUGGAUGUUAUCCGACAAAAAACAGUUGCAUAUGAGUAUCUUUGUCGCUUAGAAGAAGCGAAAACUUGGAUGGAGUCAUGUCUUAAAGAAGAACUUCCUCCAGCUGUUGAAUUCGAACAAAACUUGCGAAAUGGUGUUUAUUUAGCCAAGCUUGGAAAUUUUAUAGCACCUGACCUUCUUCCAUUAAAUAAAGUAUAUGACAUUGACCAAAGACGAUAUAAGGUGAUGGGAUUGCAGUUUAAGCAUACAGAUAACAUAAAUAAGUUUUUACAAAUUUUGAAACAAACUGAACUACCAGUGACAUUUCAACCUGAAACAACAGAUAUUUAUGACAAUAAAAAUAUGCCAAAAGUAAUUUAUUGCCUUCAUGCUUUAAGUUCACAUUUGUUUAAAAUUGGAAAAGCACCAUUAAUUCAUGACUUAUUUGGUAAAGCUGUUUUUACAGAUGAACAAUUAGACUCUGUGUCUAAAGACUUGCAAAAGUGCAAACAUCCACUUCCAAUGUUCCAAAAGAUAAGUGGCAUACUAUCGCACAAUAACAGUACUGCAUGUAAUAACGUUUCCUCGCAUAAUAAUGCUCUGAUUGAACUUAACAAUUUAUUAGACUCUGAAAAAUCCAUAACUUCAGCAUUGUUAAACCCUGACUUAAAAGUUAAAUAUAUACAGAAUUGUCUAAUAGAUGCAUACAAAGAUGUUCUUAAAACAGCAAAAUACGAAAAAAUUCAAGUUGCUCACAAUCACUCUCUGAAUGAUAGCUAUGUACCAGAUGAAUAUGACGAAAUACUUACUCAAGUGGAAAUUCAGGGCCAUAUCACUGCUACGAAUUACAAAUAUCUAUGGAAGAAUCUAUGUUCAGCCUGUAAAAGUAAUGAUGUAAAUAAAUUACACAAAAUAUUUAAUGAAGAAUGGGUAAAAAUUAAAAAUUACAACUCUAAUAAUUUGGAUUUCUAUUGUGAUGUGGUUAAAGACAUAAUAGAGUCUUGUAAAGAUAUAGAUGUAGAAAGCAUUACAAACUGGCACAAGAUAUUUCAGAAUAUAAUAAAUGAUGGGAAUGUUAAAUCUCUUGAACAUACUGAACACAAAGCAGCAAUUAUGAAUGUUAACAGGGCGUUAGAUGAGGGUACUGCAGAAGACUUAUAUCAAGCUUUGACAAGUCCUAAACUUGGUUUGAAUUUCAAAAUAGAUAUAUAUGCUGCACCACUUUUAUUUGAGGAAAUGAGAUUAGAAAAAUGUGAAUUAGAUAAGAAUCUCAAUGAGAGUGAAAUAGCUGCAUCAGCUUUGUAUUUAAAAUCAGUUGCAUUUGUAUCUGAAGCUGUGGAGAGAGGCGAUGAAACAGCGGUAUGGAAUGCUCUUAACUCUAGGCAAAUUCAACUAGAAAGACUUAAGCCACACUGUCGUCGCCGUUAUCUUUCCGCAUUGAUAUCAGCUUUACAAGUGAAGAUUAGAGAACAAUGCGAAUGCCCAUUACUGACUCUUGAAGACAUUAAAGAUACAAUUGACAUGGUAAACACGAAAGAUGACGAUAAUGAUGAAUUGGUAGAGGUUAUUGAUAAUAUUAACAGAGCAGUAACAGACGAAGAUGUAGAUUCUUUGAUAGUAUUACUGAAAAGUUCAUGCCUGAAGCUACCACUUUCCUUACAUAAGGAGGAAUAUCACUUGUACAUGAGGACUUUAAAAAAACGGCUUUUGCAGAAUGAAUCACAAAAUCUCUGGUAUGACGAUAUAACGAAUGCCAUUAGCGAUGUUAAUUACGAAUCGAUAAAAGUUAAAGAAUUAACUGAUGCAAUUGUUCAGCUUAAUUUAGCUAUAUUAAAAAACGAUCUUAAUGAAUUUUGGAAUGCACUUUUAUCCCGCCACCUUUCAAGUUCUGAAAUUAUAGAAGGUUCAUGUAAAGAAGUUUACUUUCAAAUGUUUUCGAAAGCUUUAAAGAAGAAGGGUCAAAACAUCUGUCCCUGGAUUGUAUGUCACACGGAAGCCGGGAAUACAGUAUAUAUUGAUGUUGAGUCUUACAGCUAUAGUUGGACUACCCCUAAAGAUUUCGUUCCUUAUGCGCGCUAUUUAACAAGGAAAGACAUAAAUUCCAUAAUCGAUCGAACUAAUAAACACCACAUCAAUACAUAUAGACAAAAACUUUUGGAGAAUACAUUUACCAGAUUUCAAGCUUGUUGUAAAGGAUUUUUAGUAAGGCAGCACUUUAAAAGACUAAAGUUCUUUAAAGAUCACUCGGAGCAUGUGGUAAAAAUCCAAGCCUGGUGGAGGCGAAUUCAAAUUCAAAGAAAAUAUGGAACUUUGAUAAGAAUGAAAACAAUUGAAGCAAAAUUAAAAAGGGAGAGAAAGCAAAACCCUUGGGCGUGGUAUAAAAUUCAGGAACACAAUAUUAUAAAGAUACAAGCUUUAUGGCGAGGCCGACGAGCUAGGAAUGCGUUCCUUUCAUUGUUUCACUCACCUUACCCUCCAUUAGGUGUUGUCAAAAAAUUCAUCCCCAUAUUAGAUUUUACUACUGAAGAUUAUAAUCGUGAAAUAGAAUUGCAGACAUUGAAAUCAGAAGUUGUACAAUCUAUACGAAAAAAUCAAGAACUUUCUAAGCAAAUAGAUGAUAUGGAUCUGAAAAUAGGAUUAUUGGUGCAAAACCGAAUAGCGUUACAAGAGGUUGCUGUUCAUGGCUUAAAAUUAAAUAAGUUAGUGAAACAUAAUACUUCCACCAAAUUAGUCCUGAAUCAAGAUAGCAAAGGCCCGUUAAUGACUAUAUCCACUGCUGUGAAAGGCUUAAAAUCACUGACUAAGGAAAGUAAAAGGCUUUUGGAUGGAUAUCAACAUUUAUUUUAUGAACUACAAACAAACCCGACAUACCUAUCAAAACUUUUGUUUUGCAUACCCCAAAACAAAACUAACUCGUUCUUACAGAAUGUUGUGUUAAGUCUUUAUAAUUUCGGAGCUUAUGCAAGAGAUGAGUAUCUUUUAUUAAAACUGUUUAGGUUUACGCUGGAAGAAGAGGUCAGUUGCAAAAUUGUUAAACCUUUCGAUAUAAUAGCUUCAACGCCUUUAGUCUUGAAAAUGGCUGUAAGCCUUUCCAGACAAUUAUCUGGUUUGAACAAUCUUCAAACUAUCAUAGGACCCCUUGUCGAAAAAAUUAUAAAUGACAAAGAAUUAAACAUUGAAACAGGUCCAGUCGAAAUUUACAAAGCUUUAAGAAAUGAAACUGAGAUGAAAACUGGACAAAUAUCGAAAUUACCGUACACUGUGACUCAGGAAGAAGCUUUAACUUACCCUGAAGUUAAAUCUAGAUUAGAAAAGGCUCUCACUCAACUGAAGACUGUUGUGACUUUGUUUUUGGAUAAAAUAACAACUUCUACAGAAAUGUUACCAUUCUGCAUAACAUACAUGGCUCGUGUAUUACAUCGCUCUUUGACAUCGAAAUUUCCUCAUACACCUGAAAAAGAUAUUCUCAAGGUUAUUGGUAACUUGGUGUAUUACCAGUUCUUCAAUGCUGCAAUAGUAGCACCGGAUGCUUUUCAUAUUAUAAAUAUGCCAAAUGGUGCGGGCUUAACAACAGAUCAACGAAAAAACCUAGCUUCUGUUGCAAAAAUUCUACAUUUUGCAGCUGCAAAAAAAGGAUUUGGCGAGGAGUCUAGUCACCUGCGUUGUUUGAACCCGUUCAUAGUGGAAUGUCACGAAAAGAUGAAAGAAUUGUUCCGACGCUGCUGCCGCGGACCUACUCUCGAAGAGUACUUCGCCGUAGAUGAGUACACCGAAGCAACUUUACUCCAUCAUCCACAUAUCUACAUUACCGUUCAAGAAAUAGUGGACACACAUGCUUUACUUGUUGAAUACCAAGAUAUUCUAGCACCUGACCCUAAUGCUCGACUUAAUGAACUCUUGGAUGACUUAGGAGAAGUACCUUCAGUUGCGCAACUGGCAUCGCGAGAUGUUCCUUCACAAUUAGACUCUGAAGAAAAUGCAAGAUUGGAAGUAUGCCUUGCACUUGUCAACAAAUUCCAAGCGCCAGCCGAUGAUAUGACUGAUUUAAAUAAACUGUUCAUCAAAACAAAAGAACUAUGUGUUGCUAUAAUCCCAUUUUUGAAUGGCGAACAUCUUUUGGAAGCUCUAUGUAUUGGAACGACAAGGGAACAACAAGAGCAGUAUAGUGAGAAAGUGAAGAGACGCAUAUAUUCAGGACAGGUUCGCCCAGACGAGGCAAUAACCCUACGUGAACAUAUCGCGAAAUUACGACGUAAUCUCCAAAUGCUGGAAGAUGAAGGCUAUGUUACACGUGAGGAUGGCUACCAAGCACUUGUAACAUCUAUAGCCCUUGACUUAUGUAACAAAGGAAAAUACAGACAGGCUCAGAGAAGAGCUCUUACCACGCUGACCCGAACAAGAGUAAGUUUGCUGGAAAAGACAAAGUAUUACGAAGAGAAAUGUAAAUCAUAUGACCAGUACAUUAAAUCCUGUCUUGCUAAUCUCCAUGCUGGAAAAAGGAGUGUUCAUGCAAGCUUGAGAAGAUCAGGAAAAGAUAUUCAAAAAUUGAAGUCUAAGUUAACUGUAAAGUACUCAGCUUCUAAGCUUCUAGAGAGGGGAGUACUUCUAGAAAUAGAUGGUCUUUCUACGUCACAAUUCAAGAAUGUACAGUUUGAGAUAACGCCAACCGAUCAUAACGGAGUAUUUACAAUAAAAGGUAAAUUCAUGGGUGUUGAAAUGGAAACCAUUGAUAUUGAUAUUCAAGAUUUAUUACAAAAGCAAUAUGAAGGCUGUACAAUAAUGGAUAUGUUUGGAAAAGCUAAGAUAAAUGUGAAUUUAUUAAUUUUCUUGUUAAAUAGUAAGUUUUAUGGUAAAUCUUAGAAGUAAAUCUUGGUUGGUAAUUAAUUGAAAAAGCAAAGUUAGUACUUAUCUAUUGGCUGGAAACAAGUCACUUUAAUGUGAUUGAUACCAUUGACUUAUCCUAAAAUAAUUGGACGAAAAUAUUUCAAUUUUCUACUAACUAAAUUUUAGUUAAGUUUCAGUUACCAGUAUGAUGAUUGAUUUAGCAAGCUUUGAAAGAUUUUGUAGUUAAGCCGAAACAAAUGUAUUAAACAAAGUUUAAAUUAAAUGUGUAACCAAAUAUGAAAUUGCUGGAUUUACAGCCAUUUAACACUAUUCUAAUUAUUAUUAUUAUGAAACGUAUUUAAGAAAAACAGUGGUGAGGUGCGUCGCGGAACGGGACAUUCUUUAGAAAAACCGAUUUACGUUGGAGUGACUAAUCCGCAUGUUUUGAAUUUUAAUGGCGAAUAUUGCUAUUGCACAGAAAAAAAUAAUUCUGUAUAGACUGAAUAUUUUGAUCAUCAUCAGUUUUCACUCAACAUCAGAUUUGAACCUAUAAACAGGCUUACUGGGAUAUAAAUGAAUUACAAAAUAUGUAUUAAUUUUUAUUUAUGUGAUUAUUUAAAUUGGCUGCCUUUA